Emys orbicularis (European pond turtle) is the source of this 2781-nucleotide messenger RNA. RefSeq names its product calcium/calmodulin dependent serine protein kinase (gene CASK). Gene Ontology annotation, molecular function: signaling receptor binding; protein kinase activity; ATP binding. Bases 1 to 2781 code for a protein of 926 amino acids. Gene Ontology annotation, cellular component: cell-cell junction; plasma membrane; basolateral plasma membrane. The transcript has 27 exons. The record is from RefSeq and is a predicted model, not a curated record. Gene Ontology annotation, biological process: protein phosphorylation; regulation of neurotransmitter secretion; intracellular protein localization. NCBI's taxonomy places the organism in Eukaryota, Metazoa, Chordata, Testudines, Emydidae.
AUGGCCGACGACGACGUGCUGUUCGAGGACGUAUACGAGCUGUGCGAGGUGAUCGGCAAGGGUCCAUUCAGUGUUGUGCGGCGAUGUAUCAACAGAGAAACUGGGCAACAGUUUGCUGUCAAGAUUGUCGAUGUAGCAAAAUUCACCUCAAGUCCUGGAUUAAGUACAGAAGAUCUGAAGAGGGAAGCCAGUAUCUGUCACAUGCUGAAGCAUCCCCAUAUUGUUGAAUUAUUGGAGACAUACAGUUCAGAUGGAAUGCUUUAUAUGGUUUUCGAAUUUAUGGAUGGAGCAGAUCUGUGUUUUGAAAUUGUAAAGAGAGCAGAUGCUGGUUUUGUGUACAGUGAAGCCGUAGCCAGUCAUUACAUGAGACAGAUACUGGAAGCUCUACGUUACUGUCAUGAUAAUAACAUAAUUCACAGGGAUGUGAAGCCACACUGCGUGCUACUUGCUUCAAAGGAGAAUUCAGCACCUGUAAAGCUUGGUGGUUUUGGGGUAGCUAUUCAGUUAGGGGAGUCUGGACUAGUAGCUGGAGGACGUGUAGGAACACCUCAUUUUAUGGCCCCAGAAGUAGUAAAAAGAGAACCCUAUGGGAAGCCUGUAGAUGUUUGGGGUUGUGGAGUGAUCCUUUUUAUUCUACUAAGUGGUUGUUUGCCUUUUUAUGGAACCAAGGAAAGAUUAUUUGAAGGCAUUAUUAAAGGAAAAUAUAAGAUGAAUCCCAGGCAAUGGAGCCAUAUCUCUGAAAGUGCCAAAGAUCUGGUACGCCGCAUGCUUAUGCUGGACCCAGCUGAAAGAAUAACCGUUUAUGAGGCCCUGAAUCAUCCUUGGCUGAAGGAGAGGGAUCGCUAUGCAUACAAGAUUCAUCUUCCAGAAACAGUAGAGCAACUGAGGAAAUUCAAUGCAAGAAGGAAACUAAAGGGGGCAGUACUAGCAGCAGUAUCAAGCCACAAAUUCAAUUCCUUCUAUGGGGAUCCCCCUGAAGAGCUGCCAGACUUCUCUGAAGACCCUACCUCCUCAGGACUUCUAGCAGCAGAAAGAGCAGUCUCACAGGUGCUGGACAGCCUGGAGGAAAUUCAUGCGCUUACAGACUGCAGUGAAAAAGAUUUAGAUUUUCUACACAGUGUUUUUCAGGAUCAGCAUCUUCACACACUACUAGAUCUUUAUGAUAAAAUUAACACAAAAUCUUCACCACAAAUCAGGAAUCCUCCAAGUGAUGCUGUACAGAGAGCCAAAGAGGUAUUGGAAGAAAUUUCAUGUUACCCAGAGAACAAUGAUGCAAAAGAGCUAAAACGUAUUUUAACACAACCUCAUUUCAUGGCCUUACUUCAAACUCAUGAUGUAGUGGCACAUGAAGUUUACAGUGACGAAGCUUUGAGAGUUACGCCUCCUCCCACCUCUCCAUACUUAAACGGAGAUUCUCCAGAGAGCGCCAACGGUGACAUGGAUAUGGAGAAUGUAACACGAGUCCGACUGGUACAGUUCCAGAAGAACACAGAUGAACCAAUGGGAAUCACUUUAAAAAUGAAUGAGCUGAACCAUUGCAUUGUUGCAAGAAUUAUGCAUGGAGGAAUGAUUCACAGGCAAGGUACACUCCAUGUAGGGGAUGAAAUCCGAGAAAUAAAUGGAAUCAGUGUAGCAAACCAAACAGUGGAACAACUACAAAAAAUGCUUAGGGAAAUGCGGGGGAGCAUCACGUUCAAGAUUGUGCCAAGUUAUCGGACUCAGUCUUCAUCCUGUGAGAGAGAUUCCCCCUCUACAUCCAGACAGUCCCCAGCUAAUGGUCAUAGCAGCACUAACAAUUCUGUUUCGGACUUGCCAUCAACAACACAACCAAAAGGACGACAGAUAUAUGUAAGAGCACAAUUUGAAUAUGAUCCAGCAAAGGAUGACCUCAUCCCCUGCAAAGAAGCUGGCAUCAGAUUUAGAGUUGGAGACAUUAUCCAGAUCAUUAGCAAAGAUGAUCAUAACUGGUGGCAGGGUAAACUGGAGAACUCCAAAAAUGGUACUGCAGGUCUCAUUCCUUCUCCUGAGCUUCAAGAAUGGCGAGUAGCUUGUAUUGCCAUGGAGAAGACCAAACAGGAGCAGCAGGCCAGCUGUACUUGGUUUGGAAAGAAAAAGAAGCAGUACAAAGACAAAUACUUGGCAAAGCACAAUGCAGUAUUUGAUCAAUUAGAUCUCGUCACAUAUGAAGAAGUAGUAAAACUGCCAGCAUUCAAAAGGAAAACACUAGUCUUACUAGGUGCACAUGGUGUGGGAAGAAGACACAUAAAAAAUACACUCAUCACAAAACACCCAGACAGAUUUGCAUACCCUAUUCCACACACAACCAGACCUCCCAAGAAAGAUGAAGAAAAUGGAAAGAAUUAUUACUUUGUAUCGCAUGAGCAAAUGAUGCAGGAUAUAUCCAAUAAUGAAUAUUUGGAAUAUGGCAGCCAUGAGGACGCAAUGUACGGGACAAAACUGGAAACAAUACGGAAGAUCCAUGAGCAGGGACUAAUUGCAAUACUUGAUGUAGAGCCUCAGGCACUGAAGGUCCUGAGAACUGCAGAGUUUGCCCCUUUUGUUGUUUUUAUUGCUGCACCUACGAUUACCCCAGGCAUUAAUGAGGAUGAAUCUCUUCAGCGCCUGCAAAAGGAAUCUGAGAUCUUACAGAGAACAUAUGCACACUACUUUGAUCUAACAAUUAUCAACAAUGAAAUUGAUGAAACAAUCAGGCAUCUGGAGGAAGCCAUUGAGCUUGUUUGUACAGCAUCACAGUGGGUUCCAGUCUCCUGGGUCUAUUAG